GUCAUAAAGAACUCUUCUUUGCUCGGUGGAUGUUAGAGCAGAACCCUCAGACACCCAGAAGUCAGAGCAGCAGACAGAACUCUGGAUAUGGCUCAGAGAAGAGACACAAGCAACAUGCACAUUGGCUGCAGCCUAUCAGUCACACCUUGGAAUGUCCAUUGUGAGGUCACACAGAGUCAUAGCCUUGAGCAGAAAACUCUUCAGCAGAGAGGGGCAUGGGGUUGAAUGAUGGCGCCAAUAUGGGGGCUGGCCAUCCCUUUGCCAUCCUAUCUCAGCCUUUCACUAUUAUCUGGUCUUCUUGCUUGUGGUGUUUUGGUGCUGUUUUUUAGUUAUCAGCGUUCAAAGCAGGUGGCAGCCAAAACAGAUUCAAAGACUUCAAAGCAGGAUAAACUGAAAAAGGCACAUAAACUCACAGCUCAACAGUUGGAAGAAAACAUGAUGGGUUGGAUCGAAGCUCACAUGACAUGUAUUUCAGGAUUCCCUGUGGGCUGGACCCAGGAAUAUAUACUCUGGUCAAUGGACAGAAGUCUUCAACAGAUCUUCCAACACCUGGAAAAUGCAAGAUCAAGUCUUAUACAACUGGGUUUACAAGAACCCCCGGAUAUGAUUUCUUCCACCACCUCCUCCAUUCUUGUGGCUCAGGAGACUGUAGUACCCCCUUGUGACUGUAAGAAGGCAGAAUGUUCCGCUGACCACAGCUUCUCCUCUGGAUCAUCAGCCAGUAACUCCAAACACUCCUGCCUUUCUGUCUUUUCUGAAGGAAAAUCCUUGCAAUUCCGGAGCAGUAAAUUAACUCUCACCCCCCAAAAACCACUGUCGGUGUUCAAGAACAAGGGCACAUCCCUGCCUCCUUUUCAGUCAUCAGAAUCUGAGAAAUCAAACCUUCUGCAGAAUUUGGCAACUCUUUCAUCUUUACCAUCUCAAAGUUCUUUGAUCAGCUCUGUUUUAGAACCACUCAAUCUCUGCAAACAAGAAAAAACAAAAGAUGCAAGGAGCAAGAGAUAUUCCACAUCAGACAAUGGGCCAAAUUCUAUUUCCAAGAAGACACAAAUCCCCGCAGAGACUCCAAUCAGGCUCCCUUCUUUGGUUAAGGGGGAGCUAGAAGGACAUAUGUCUUGGAAGGUUUGUACUUUGCAGAAACAAAUAGUGCCUCAGCCUGUGAAGGAAUCAUGGGCAAUACUGAAUUAUUUAACUGAAGUACAAGGAGUUCCUAAAACAGAUAAAAUCCAAACCCAGUUAUCUAUGCCCACUGUUCAAAACACUGAACAAAAUACCAAUAAUAAAUCCCCAGACCUUUCAUCAUCAUUUCAGCUUCAUGUGAACAUUGGAGUGGAAUCCAGAUUAAAUAGGACAGAAACAAAAAUUUCACAAUCCUUUAUCUCAGGGAAGCAGUCACAACCUGGGGAUGGCCCCCAAAUUCUGGAAUCCAAGACUUCAUUUAUGUCAGUGGGCACUCAAUCUUCUAGAAGUCUAGGAGUGAAUAUAAUUGAAGAGGAAACCACAAUAUUAAAGGACCCAAAACAAAUGCUGGGACUUAGUAUAGAGCAGAGAAUUAUAGAUCUUACAGAAAAAAGGAUACAGCAACAUAAAGCACAAGUGACUAAUGUGGAGUCAACUCCAAAGUUACCAUAUCGAGCCACAGAUAGCCUAAAGGUAACUCCAUUGGCAUUGCUUAAGGUUAUGAAUUCAAUGGGGAUGGUUUCAGAAUCAUCACAUCCAGAAGUGAUGGAAUCAGAUCAAAUUGUGAAACCAACAGAAGCCAUGGAGAUGGUGAACAUAACCCCAAAACCACUAAAUCGAGCCAUUGAAUCAGUGGCAAAGGUAACCUCAAGUCCUCAGCACCAUGUUAUUGAAUCAGAGAGUAAGGUCCCAGGAACAUGGAAUCAAGUCACAGAUAAUGUGAAGGUAACUCCUUUAGCAUUGCUUCAAGUCAUGGGAUCUAUGGGGAUGAUUAACAAACCACAUCCACGUGUCACAGAGACAGUAGAAAUGAUUCCAGGGACACUACUUCAUCAAGUUCUAGAGUCAGAUAAGAUGGACACAUGGUUGGACCACCAAGCCAUAAAACCAGAACAGAUGAGUACAAGGCUACCAUAUAAAGUCACGGAAACUAUCAAAAUAACUCCAGGACCACAACAUAAAGUCACAAAAUCUGUGAGCUUGACCUCAGGGUCACAAAGUCAAGCAAGUGAACAAGUGAAGAUGAUUCCAGGGCCACCUAUAAAUCAGAACAAAAAAUUGUUGGAUAUGAUUUCAACAUCACAUGAAGUCAAUGAUUGCAAAGUAACUCCAGUGGCAUUAUUGAAAGCUAUGGAUGUCAUGGGGCUAACUGCAUUAGCACAGACACAUGCUGUAGGAGCUAGAGAUUUGACUCCAUUUUCACAGCCUCAAAUUGAAAAUCUGACUCCAAGCCCAACUCAGCCAGAUAGUUUAACUUGUUCCUCUAGCUCUCCUACUUCUGUUGCCCCAGUAGGAGUUGCAGAAUCUGGGGCAAGGAUAAUUUUAACACAAUCAGAUCCACGCAUACAUUCUUUAAAUACAACCCCAAUGGCACUGUGGGCACCCAAGGAAAUGAUUACAGCACCACAAUCACAAGUUUUAGAAUCUCAUGAUUUGACCCUGAUACCAAUAUCUCAAGUCAAAGAAUCUAAGGCAUUGACUCCCUGGUUACAGAAUAAAGGACUAGACUCUGUGGAGGAGAGUCUACAACCACAACACCAAGCCGCUGAGUCUGCAGCAUCAGUCCCAGAACCUCAUCAGGUCAUAGACUCUUCCAGAUUGAUCCCACAGCAUCAAAUACUUAAGUACUCAGAAGGGAGUCCAACAUUAAGCCCUAAGGUUGCAGAAAAUAUAGAGUUGACCUCUAACACAUGGCUACACAUGGGAAAGCUUGUACAGUUGAAUGAUUCACAGCACCAAAUAAUAGAGUCUGUAGGAAUAAUCCCCAGGUCACCAGGUCAAGGAACAGAAUCUGUAGAAAUGAAACAAAAAUCACCACAUCAAGUCACAGAAUCCCCAACACUGACUAACACAUCUCUGCUUCAAGAUGCGAACUAUACAGAAGUAAAACCAAUGCCACAGCUUAAGGUUAUGGAUGAUAUGAAGCUAUCCCUAGAACUGAAAACCGUAAAAUCUAAGAAUCUGGCCCUGCAACCAAAAUUUUCAAGUAUAAAAUUUACAGACAUAACUACAGGUUUAGACUCACAAAUGCUAAAAUGUAAACAGAUGAUCCCAACUGUGGAUUCUAUAGAUUUAGCUCCAGUUCCUAAACAGGAAAGUGCAAAAUUGGAGGAAUUAGCCAUCACACUACAGCUACACAGUGGAAAAUGUGAACAGACCACCCCAAGGUCUCCAUCUCAAGGUGUGAAAUCUAUCCAACUGACCCUAGGACCACAGCUGCAAACUGUAAAAUCUGCUGAGUCAGCCUCAGCACCACAGCUGCAGAACAGAACAUCUACAGACUUGACCACUAGCUCACAGAUUCAAGGUAUGAAAUACGAUAAUUUGUCUCAAUCACCAGAGUUUCAAGAUCUAAAUGCUAUGGAGUUGGCUCUGACACCACUGUUGAAAGACAGAAAAUCUGUAGCCCCAAUACCAAGCUUACAAAAUAUCAGAUUAGAGAAGAAAGUUCCAGGACCAUUGCUUGAAGAUGUGAAAAUUCCUGAACUGGGAGAAUACAGCAGGGUAAUUCCUGCAACACAGGUGCAAGAGAUGAAACAUAAGGAAUUGAUCUCAGGGAUAAACUUUCAAGCAGUCAAAUCUGAAGACAUUAAUUCAAAACCAUUUAAUCAAGCCACAGGACUUGAAGGACUGAGGCCUCACAGUUCAGAAAAAUUACAAAUGGCCUCAGAGCCAGAAUAUCAAGGGACAAAAGCAAACUUGACCACUGACCCUUGCCACCUAGUGAAAGAAUCAAUUGGUCAAUUACCUUUAGGAAUUACCCCAAGGCCAUUAAGUCAAACUUCAGGAUCUAUGAAGAUGACCUCAGUGUCACUCCAAGAUACUGUUGACAAAACACCCCAACUUGUAAAAGCAAUGGGGGAAACUCUAGAGUCACAACAUGAAACAAAAGAAUCUCUGGAUUUGAAUCCAGAAUUAGAGAUACAGAGUGUAAGAUUAGAGGUGUUGACCCCAGAGCCACAGUCCCAGGAUAUUAUUGUUCAUCUGAAAGUAGAACCAUGUUCAAAAGCUACCAAGUUGUCAGAGAUAACCCUCCAGUCAGAAUAUGAUGACAACGAAACUGUGAGAAUGGCAUUACCUGAAGUUGAUAACCUGGUGGCCAUUCCAGAGCCACCAUAUUCAGAAAUAGGAUCUCUGGAGUUAGCUCUAGGACCAGGGAUGGGAUAUGGGAAAUCAGAAUCACCACAGCAAAAUUGGCAGCCAAAGAAAAUAAUCUCUGAGUCAUCCCCAUUUAUGGUGGGAUCUAAAAAGUUAUUUACAGAACCAAGAUCACAUGCUAUGGACGUGGCCCAAGGGGCACAGCAGCUGGGAAUAAAGUCCACGCAACUGGAUCCUGAGGCACAAUCACAAGAUGAAAAAUAUGUCAAUGUAAUCCAACAGUCAACUAUAGGAGUGGUAGAAUCUGAGGACCUGAUACUACAGUCAGCACAGCAAAGAAAGUUGUUGGAGGAAUUGACUAAGGGAGCACAGUUCCAAAAUCUAAGCCUACAGCAGGCAAAUAUCCAAUCUUACGAAUUAACCCUGGGGCCACAGUUGCAAAGUGUCAGAUUUUCAAAGUUUCCUCCAGAGUCACUUUUAAAAGGAGAAAAACCUUUUGAUUUAGUAUCGGGGCCCACCCAUUAUGACAUGAAAUCUGAUGAACUGAUCUCAGAUUCCUCAAUGCUAGAAAGCAAAGUGUCAGGACCAAGGCAACAAAGUACCAGAAUUGAACAACUGAUUCCAGAGCCACAAUGUGAAGGUAUGAAUUUUGUGGAACUAAGCCCAGGACCAUGCUUGCAAGACAUCAAAUUUUCUGACUUGACUUCAGGACCAAAGCUUCAAGGUGUCAAGUUUGGGGAGGACACCCCACGAUCAAGAGUUUAUGGUGGGAAUUCUGUGGAGGCAACUCCAGAAUUAGGACUGCAUGAUUCCAAAUUUGUAAAGAUAUCUCCAAACAUUCACAUGAAACAGGUGGGACUUAACUCAGGGCCAUGCCUACAAGAUGUCAAAUUUUUUGAUUUGACACCAGAAAUUCAGCCUCAAGGUAUGAAAUCAUCUGAAUUAAACUCAGGGCCACAGCUCCAAUGUGUAAAAUUUUCAGACUUGACUUCAGAGCCAGAGAAGCAAGGAGUAACAUCUGCUCAAUUAACUCCAAGACCAGAGAGGCAAGGGAUUAAAUCAGAAUCGUUAGAACCAGAAUUACUGUUACGGGGUAUAAAACUUGUAAUGGCGAACCAAAUGCCAAACUCUGAAGGUAAAAUGUCUUGUGAAUUAACCUCAGAGGCACGGAAACCGGGUAUAGAAUCUUUGGUGUUGGUUCCUGGACCACAGUUGCCAAAGCUAAGCUAUUCUGAGUUUACCAGAAGACAAAAGUUACAAGAAUCUAAAUUGAUCCAGGGAUCAAAGAUGAAAGUUGUAAAACUUGUGGAGCAGACCCUGGUCUCAAAUCUUCAAGGUUUAAAAUCUAAGCAGUUUCCUUCAGAGUUGCAAUCAGCAGAUAAGAAAUCUGUGAUGUUAAACCAAGGACAUUAUUUAGGAGGUAUAAAAUCUAUGCAGUUAAAACCAAAACCAAAGUUGGGAAAUGUCAACUCUGUGAUGUUAACCUCAGCGACAGAGGCAGGAGGUGUGAAACCUGGGGAACUAAUUGUGGACUCAAACCUUCAAGGUUUAAAACCCAAGAUGCUAACAUCAGGAUUACAGUUUGGGGGUCUGAAAUCUGUGCCCUUAACUGCAGGGCCUAAUGUGGAAAGCACAAAAUCUAAGGAGAAAACCCCAAGGCCACAGCUAGAAGGUUUGAAAUCUGUGGAGAUAAUCCUAGGACCAGACAUAGAUGUCAAAUCUGUAGAAACCACUCUUGAUUGCCAACAUGAAGAUGUUAAAUCUAUGGAGUUGACCCCAAGUUCAAAAAUUCUAGAUUUUAAAACUAUGGAGUUGGUCCCACAUACACAAUUGCAAGAUGCAAAAGCUAUGGAAUUAAAACUUGGGCCAAAGAUGCCAAGUGAAGAUUCUGCAGCGUUUGUACCAGAAUUGCUUCAAAGUGUGAAACUUCCAGUGCAAGCCAUGAAGUCUAAGGAAUUGAUUUCAGAGUCACAAAUGCAAGAUAUGAAAUGUGUGGAGAAUACUCCAAGUUUAAAGCUCCAAAGUUCAAAACCUAUCAAGGAGAUUCCAGAUCCACAGCUGCAAAGUAAAAAAUCUGUGAAAAUUCACCCAAGGCCAAGGAGGCGGAUAAUAAAGUCUGUGGAUGUGACCACAAGACAAGGGUUUCAAGGAGCAAACUCCAUGGGUUUAAACCUAACACAACCAUUUCAAUGGAGGACACCUAUUGAUUUAACUCCUGGUACUGAACAGCAUAGUCAGAUAUCUGUAAACACACCAGAGCGGACAUGUGUGGAUUUAGAACAAUUGAACACAGGGUCUGAGUCAGAAGGGAUAGUACCUUCAGAGUUAAUUCCAAAGCCACAAUCUAAAGAUGUAAAAUCUACAGACCUCGACAAUGCACAGCAGUGGGAAAAUGCUAAAUUACUGGAAUUGGCUGAAGAGUUUGAAUGUGAAUCAGAGUUACAAAGUUUGAAAUCUCCUAAGUUGACCCUGGGACUACAGUUGCACCAAGUGAAACCUAUAGUAUUAAUUUCAGAGCCACAGCUUACAGGUGUGAAAACUGUGGAAUUAAAUGAAGAACCACAGACUAGACGUAUGAAAUCUAUACAGUGGAUACCAAGGCCUGGGUUACAGGAUGUAAAACCUGUAAGACCACAUAUUCGAUCACAAUCUCUAGAUGUCAAAUGUGCAGAGUUUAAACCUUUCAUGAAGAUGGGAAGUGUUAAGUCAUCUGAACUGAUUGACGGACCCAAAUUUCCAGAUGUAAAACCUACUGAGAUGUCUCCAGGAUCAGAGCUGCAAAAAGAUAAACUGCUGUUAACCUCAGAGCCACAGCUUCAAAGUACAGAAACUGUGGAGUUAAGCCAGUUUGGAAGUAUGAAAUCUAUUCAGUGGAUACCAGCACCUGAGUUCCAGGGUAUGAAAUAUAUAGGAUUAAAUCUUGGAUCACAAUCUCUAGAUAUCAAAUCUGCAAAUUUGAAGUACUCGACACAGUUGGAAAGUGUGAAGUCCUCUGGAUUGACUGUGCAGUCCAAACUUCAAGAUCUGAAAAGUAUACCAUUUCCUGAUUUCAUCAUGGGGACCAAGAUUCAAGAUGUCACAUCUACAGACCCCAAACCUGGGCCACUGUUGCAAGAUAUGAAAUCUUCUGAGUCAAUGCCAAGUAUAAAGCUUCAAGAAAUGAAACUGACAAACUUUACUUCAGGUCCACAGUUGGAAGAUGUGAAAUCAUCUAGGUUGGUCAAGGGUAUAGAGCUUCAGGAUAAAAAAUAUGUGGGUUUCUGUUCUGGACCACGAUUACAAACUGUGAAAUCUUCUCAACCGACCCCAGGGGGAAAGGUUCAAGGUGUGAAUUUGGUAGAAUUCAAAUUUAGGCCAAAGUUACAAGGUGAUUUGACUCUGAAGGAGAAGUUUUCAGAUGUGAAAUCUGUAAAGCUGAACUCAAGUCUACAGUUGCAAUUUGGGAACUCUGAGCAGAUCACGGAUAUGAAGUUUCAGAACAUAAAACCUAUGGAUUUCAGUUCUGGAACAUACUGUAAAGGAACCAGAGCUCAGGCUCGAGGGAGAAUCCCAUCUACUCAUCCCACGAACAGAAGCUCGCCCUGGGAUGAGAAACUCACCCACAAGGAGCGAAGCCACCGCGGCUCCGGUAGAGAGAGAGUGUCCCGGAAUUCCUCCGAGAGGAACUGGCAGAGUCUCUCUGACAAGAGCCAACACUUUCCCUCUGAGAGGAGCCAGUGCAGUCCCUCGGAGAGAACCCUUCGCAGUCUCUCGGAGAGGAACCACCGCAGUCGCUGUCGACGAAACCACCGCAGCCCCUCCGAGAGGACCCUGCAAAGUCUCUCGGAAAGGGGCCAUCACAGUCCCUUGGAGGGGAGACGAGGCGCUGCCGCUGAGAAGAGACGUCCCCGAGAAGGGCUCCAUCGGAGCCGCUUCACGGAGUGGAGCCCGCGCUGUCCCUCAGAGAGGAGCCACCUCAGUUCCUCAGAGAGGAGACACCGCAGUCCCUCGGAGCCCAGCCUCAGCAGUCCGGCCUCUGAGAGGAGGAGAAACUGCAGCUGCGCGGGGAGGACCCGGCCCGGCGCCUGCGAGAGAGGCUACCACAGUCCCCGCUCGGAGCGGAGCCGGCACAGCCAUUCGGAGAGGAGCUGGUACAGUCACUCCGAGAGGAGCCAAAGCUGCCCCACUGAGAAAGUCCCCCAUAGUCCUCCCAAAGAGAGGCUCCAACACAGUUCACCUAAGCGGAGGCCCAGGCACGGGGUAUCGAAAGAUGUCAGGAGUUGCUCCAAUACGCCUCCAAGAAACCACACCAAAAAACCUCAAAGCAGAGAAAGUUUGGAGGCCUGA
Molecule: messenger RNA, 8604 nt
Organism: Ochotona princeps (American pika)
Lineage: Eukaryota; Metazoa; Chordata; Mammalia; Lagomorpha; Ochotonidae
Gene: SPATA31H1
Product: chromosome 8 C2orf16 homolog
Exons: 7
Coding region: 226-8604 (2792 amino acids)
Source: RefSeq, a predicted model, not a curated record